UCUGGACACUGUGAGACAGACAACAAUGCAAUCUGUGAACAAUUUAUUGCACAGUUGAGAAAUGGUUGUGUGUCUCAAACUGUAAAUACAAAAGCCUUCCAACUCUACAGUUCUGGAUUUUUCAUGUCAUUUUAUGUCACUGCAAUUGUUACAGAAAUUGGGACAGGUGUGCAGAUCAGUGAAAAGACCUCUAUUUCUAUUAGUCAAAUACUUGGGAGUGUGAAGUUUGAGAACAUGGACACUUUCUAUAGAAGAGGAAUUACUUAUUUUGGAACUCUUAAAUUUUCCGGUCCUAAUGAUGUACCGUUGGUAAACAAGUUAUUGCAGUUGGAGCUCAGUGACAAAUUUAUAGGAAAUUACACCACAGAUGAGAAUGGUGAAGCUCAGUUUUAUAUUAACACUUCAGGUAUAUUCGAUCCAGAGUUCACCCUGAAAGCCACAUAUGUUCGACCUAAGAGCUGCUAUCCUUACAGCUGGUUGACGCCUGAGUAUUCGGAUGCUUAUUUCUACGUCAAACGCUUUUACUCCCGAACCAAUAGCUUCCUGAAGAUUGUCCAAGAAUCAAAGCAGCUUAGCUGCAAUCAGCAGAAGAAUGUUACUGUGCUUUACUCCCUAAACAGGGAAGCAUACGCAGAUGAUUCAAAAGUAAUCUUCUUCUAUUUGAUAAUGGUGAGAGGAGCUGUCUUCCUUAGUGGACAAAAGGAAAUCAGAAACACAGCCUGGAAUGGAAACUUCUCAUUCCGUAUUGACAUCAGUGCUGAUCUGGCGCCUGUGGCUGUCAUGUUUGUCUACACUCUUCACCCCAGUGGGGAAAUUGUGGCCGACAGUGUCAGAUUUCAGGUGGACAAGUGCUUUAAAAACAAGGUUAGCCUAACGUUCUCCAAGGAGCAGGGGCUACCUGGCUCCAAUGUUAAUCUCCAUCUUCAAGCAGCUGCUAAUUCAUUCUGUGCCCUCAGAGCUGUGGAUAAAAGUGUUCUGCUGCUGAAAUCGGAACAAGAGCUGUCAGCUGAAAGCGUUUACAGUCUGCUUCCAAAAACGGAACUGUUUGGUUAUUUCUAUCAUGGCCUUAACCUUGAUGAUGAAAAGCUAGAUCCUUGCAUUCCUCAGAAGGAUAUGUUUUAUAAUGGUUUGUAUUAUACGCCUGUAAGCAAUUAUGGUGAUGGAGACAUUCGUAAUAUUGUCAGGGAUAUGGGUCUGAAAGUCUUUACCAAUCUCCACUACCAGAAACCAGAAGUAUGUGCAGUGGAGAGAAGGCUGCCAUUUGCUAGGCCCUUACCUCUAAUAAAAGCAGGAGGAUAUGCCCUGACGCAGAGUAUCUCAUCUAGAACAGCAGCUUUGGGAGUCCACAAUGAUAUGUCUACAUCUGCAGAAAAGGCUUUUAUAAAGGAAACAGUAAGAACAAACUUUCCAGAGUCAUGGAUAUGGACCCUCCUCGCUGUCAAUUCCUCAGGUUCAGCAGAUCUUUCAUUCUCCAUCCCUGGUACUAUAACCCAGUGGGAGGCAAAUGGCUUCUGUGUGAAUGGUGAUGUUGGAUUUGGCAUUUCAUCAACAGUUUCUCUGGAAGUCUUUCAGCCAUUCUUUGUUGAACUUUCCUUACCCUUUUCAGUUGUUCGAAAUGAACAAUCUGAUUUGAUUGUCAGUGUCUUCAACUACCUGAAUACAUGUGUAGAGAUUUCUGUUCAGCUGGAAGCAUCGGAGGACUAUGAGGCAAAUAGCAACACUCCACAAAACAAUGACGGUGAGAUUGUACAAGCUGGAGAGAGAAAAACAUAUGUCUGGACUAUUUUACCUAAGAAAUUGGGAAGAGUGAAUAUCACUGUAGUUGCCGAGACCCAACAAAGUAGUGCUUGCCCACAUAAAAAUAAUGAACAGCGAAAUCUAAGAUGGAGAGACACUGUGGUCAAGACUUUGUUGGUAGAGCCUGAAGGUAUUGAAAAAGAGGAAAGCCAAAGUUUCCUGAUCUGUACAAAAGGUACCAAAACUUCUAAGGCAAUAAUAUUGGACUUGCCAAACAGCUUAGUAGCAGGGUCAGCCAGAGCAUUUUUCACUGUUGUGGGGGAUAUUCUAGGACUUGCGCUACAAAAUCUGGAGAAUCUUCUCCAAAUGCCCUAUGGAUGUGGCGAGCAGAAUAUUGCCUUACUAGCAUCUGAUAUCUAUGUCCUUGACUAUCUGAAAUCCACUGAACAGUUGACAGAGGAAGUUAAAUCUCAGGCUUUCUUUUUCUUAUCUAAUGGUUAUCAAAAGCAGUUAUCUUUCAAAAACUUUGAUGGUUCAUAUAGUGUGUUUUCACAGAGGAAUCAGGAAGGAAGCUUAUGGCUCAGUGCUCUUACUUUUAAGACAUUUGAGGGAAUGAAGAAAUAUGUUUUCAUUGAUGAACAAAUUCAGAAACAGACCUUAAUCUGGCUUUCAAGCAAACAGAAAACAGAUGGAUGCUUUAAAAGUGAUGGCAAACUUUUCAACAAUGCCUGGGAGGGUGGAGAUGAAGAGGACGUUUUACUCACUGCCUAUAUUGUUGGAGCAUUCCUUGAAGCUGGGCUCAACUUCACCUUUCCUGCUCUACGAGAUGGGCUCUUUUGCCUACAAGAGGCAUUGGAAAAUGGUGUCACUAAAGGCUACAAUCAUGCAAUGCUAGCUUAUGUUUUUACAUUAGCUGGAAAAGAGGAGCAAGCAGAACCCUUACUCAAGAUCCUGGAUGAAUCUGCUACAAAAAUAAAUAAUGUGAUCUAUUGGGAAAGAGCAAAGAAACCCAACACAGAGGAAUCCUUCUCUUUCCUUCCUCGGGCGCCUUCCGCUGAGAUUGAAAAGACUUGCUAUGUGCUGUUGGCUGUCAUUUCCCGAAAAACUCCUGACCUCACAUAUGCCAGUAAGAUUGUCCAGUGGCUUGCCCAGCAGAUGAAUUCCCAUGGAGGCUUCUCUUCCACCCAGGACACCGCAGUCUGUCUUCUCGCCAUAACCCGCUACAUGAAGUGCACCUUCUCUAAGGAUCAAAACAUUGUCACGUUUAGAAGUGAAGAAUCCAGUGGGAUUUUCCAGGUUAACAGUGACAACCGCUUACUGGUCCAAUGUUUGGAAAUAACAAAAGUGAAUGGACAAUACACAGCAGAAGUGGAAGGGCAAGGUUGUAUAUUUAUCCAGGCUACCCUUAGGUAUAAUGUGCUACCAAGUAAGAAGGCAUCUGGAUUUUCCCUUUCCUUGGAAAUGGUAAAGAAAAACUCUUCAAAUAUAUUCCAAGCUAAUUUUGACCUAACAGUGACUCUCAAAUAUACUGGCACUCGCAAUAACUCCAAUAUGGUCAUUGUUGAUGUAAAAAUGCUUUCAGGAUUUACUCCAGUCUUGUCAUCCAUUGAGGAGCUUGGAAACAAUGGCCGAGUGAUGAAAACUGAAGUCAAGAAUGACCAUGUUCUUUUCUACCUGGAAAAUGUUUUUGAUACAGCAAAAAGUUUCACUUUCUCUGUUGAGCAAACCAACCUUGUGUCAAACAUUCAGCAAGCCCCAGUCAUGGUCUAUGACUAUUAUGAAAAAGAUGACUAUGCACUUGUUUUUUACAAUAUCGACAGCAUUUCAGUUCCCCAGUGAGAAAAAAACAAAGCACAGGAAAAGGUAAGAAAAUUACAUACAUCAUGGACAGCUGAAAGCAUACCUGGUAAGACAAAGAAAACCUAAGGAAGAUAGAACAAUGGAUGAAGCAAAGAGAAGUUCCCGGUAUUU
Messenger RNA from Choloepus didactylus (southern two-toed sloth), 3708 nucleotides. Its product is annotated as ovostatin homolog 2-like. Gene Ontology annotation, molecular function: endopeptidase inhibitor activity. The coding region runs from base 124 to 3576 and encodes 1150 amino acids. The record is from RefSeq and is a predicted model, not a curated record. Lineage: Eukaryota; Metazoa; Chordata; Mammalia; Pilosa; Megalonychidae. The transcript is spliced from 28 exons. Gene Ontology annotation, cellular component: extracellular region.